This is a messenger RNA of Asterias rubens (European starfish), 5011 nucleotides long. Its product is annotated as kinesin-like protein KIF27. The record is from RefSeq and is a predicted model, not a curated record. The transcript has 33 exons. NCBI's taxonomy places the organism in Eukaryota, Metazoa, Echinodermata, Asteroidea, Forcipulatida, Asteriidae. The coding region runs from base 283 to 4377 and encodes 1364 amino acids. Gene Ontology annotation, molecular function: microtubule binding; microtubule motor activity; ATP binding. Gene Ontology annotation, biological process: mitotic spindle organization; microtubule-based movement.
AAUUUCAGGCCAAUUUUUGUUUAUGGGUGAAUUCUUGAAAUUGGACAAUCACACAACAAAAGUAACGCCAUUCGAACUCUAUAAUUAAUUGUUGAUGAUUGCAUUAUCCCGUAUUGACCUGUUUACCAAGUCAAUCUGGGUGUGAAGUACGUGAAGUAGGCACGUCCAUCGAGAAAUGAAGAUUCAGCAUGUGAUUUACACACAUUUUUGUCAAAGACUGCUAGGAAAACCAUGCUAACAACAUCAUCACGAGUUCUUAGAGCCAAUUGAAGGUGAUCAGCAAUGCAGGAGGUCCCAGUGCGUGUUGCUGUUAGGGUGCGACCCUUCCUGCCCCAGGAGAAACUCCAUCAUCAUGAAUCCUGUGUUCGUGUUAUCCCCAACACUAAUCAAGUCAUUGUGGGAAGGGACCGCGCUUUCACGUUCGACCAUGUUCUUCCGUCCAAGAUUAACCAGGAGGAGGUAUAUAAAGUAUGUGUCAGUGGACUUGUUACCAGUUUCUUCGAAGGCUACAAUGCUACCGUGUUUGCCUAUGGACAGACUGGUUCUGGUAAGACGUACACUGUGGGUGGACACAAUGCAACCAACCUGACCGAGGAUGAAUAUGGGAUCAUACCAAGAGCUAUUCAACACAUGUUUCAUAUCAUCAAGGAGAACCACAAUGUAGACUUCAACCUUCAUGUAUCCUACAUUGAGAUCUACAAAGAAGAACUGAAGGACCUGCUUGAUUUGGAGACUAACAGCAAAGAGAUGCACAUCAGGGAAGAUGAACACGGUAACACAGUUGUGAUUGGCGCUACAGAGAUUACCUGCGACAGCCUUGACGAUGUGCUUAACUGUCUGUCCAUCGGCUCCACACAUCGCCAUACCGGUGCCACUAACAUGAACGAAGUCUCAAGUCGCUCCCAUUCCAUCUUCACCAUAGCACUACAUCAACAAUGGGAAGAUCCACCAGACAUUGAAGCAGAGAAAAAAAUUGAUUUAACAGAGGCUGACCAACCAGGCGUUGGGGUUCACACCAUGUCGGCCAAGUUCCACUUUGUGGAUUUAGCGGGCUCCGAAAGAGCUCAUAAGACUGGAAAUGCUGGAGAGAGAUUCAAAGAAUCUGUGUACAUUAACAGCGGUCUGCUCUCCUUGGGUAACGUCAUUAGCGCCUUGAGUGAUCCGAAGAGAAGGGGAUCUCACAUUCCAUACAGAGACUCUAAGAUCACUCGCAUCCUCAAGGACUCCUUAGGAGGCAAUGCCAAGACAUGUAUGAUCAAUUGCAUCAGUCCAUCGGCCGUCAGCUUUGAUGAGACGUUAAAUUCACUCAAGUAUGCCAACAGGGCGCGUAACAUCACCAAUAAACCCAUCAUCAAUCGUGACGUUAACUCAUGUCGUAUUGCAGCUAUGCAGACUGAGAUCCAAGAACUUAGAGAGGAGUUACAGAGACAUCAGUCAGCAACUCAUGAACAAGAUCAGAGAGGUGCAGACUCCCAGCGAGUGAAAGCCCUUGAAAGCAGUAUGAUAAGAUACAAGACAAGCUCAGCCCACUAUCAAGCAUGCACAGAAGAAGCAAUGAAGCUACUGACUAGCCUUCAAGACAGCGAUCACCUCAGCGAUGAUGAACUCACGGCCAUCCGUGAUUGGAUGGAUCUAGCUGAGGAAGCUCGGGGGGCUAGUACAACAACAGACGAGACCGCUAAAGGUCAUGAGAGAGCAAGGAUCACACAGCUAGAGAAGCAGUUGAAGAAGGCCCUUGCGGAUCUUGCCAGCGAUGAAGAAAUCUUCAGCACUAAAAACAAGGAGAAUAACGACCUACUGGGCAGAAUAAAAAAGCUGGAGGCAGAACACGAAGAGACUGUGAGUGAACUUGAAGACGCCAUGUCACGUCUUCAUCAACAGGAACAAGAUCUGAUAGAACAGCAAACUCUCAUACAUGAACUACAAGAACAAAAUAAGGUUGAUUAUCGUUCAGAAUCCCACAGCCUUGAGCUGCCUUCAGCUAGAGGUAUUAAGAGACCCAUGUCGGUACCUGCUCAUCUAUCUGGUCUGACUAGAGCUAAAUCAGCUGCUGAUGUAGAUGCCAAGCCUGGAGGAAGACCACAGUCCAGAAAGUUACAUACCAGUCCACCCUUGUUUGGAAGUGUGCAGACUUCCUUAUUCUCUUCCAGUGCGUCUUUCUCCGAUCAGGUAUCAACGUACACCGUCCAGGCCUGUGAUCGGUUCCUAAACACCUUGUUUUCAAUGGAGCGUAUUGUGCAGGGAUUCAAAGCACGCAGCCAUCUCAUCUUGAAGCGACUUGAAGAACAAGAUGAGGUAAUGCAAUGGGAGAUGAGUGAUAGCAGCAAUGAUGGCAAUGAUGACAACCAGUCAGGCGCUUUGGGAAAGACAUGGAGUCGAUCUAACCAGUCAAGAAGGAACUCUGAUUCCAAGCUACAGGGCAAGACCAAACGGACUUCCAGUAACAAGAAUUUCGGAGGGACUUUGACCAAAGAAACCGCUGUGACCAACGUAAAGAACCUUCCGCACGUUGGAUCUGCUGAGAUGACUGACCUGAGCGCGAGCACAAUGGACUAUCAUCAGAAGGUCCGAGAGUCCAAACUGAGAGUCCACGAAGCACAGGAGAAGAUGAGAGACUUGGCGCUCAAUAUUAGGUUGAAAGAGGAGCUCAUCCGAGAGUUGGUCAAGACUGGACGAGAGGCAGAAACUGCAAAUAAGAAAUUUUCUGAGAGGAUCCAGCAACUGGAAACAGAAGCUCACUCUGCUAAGACGGAGCUUCACGAUGCCCAGGAUGCAUUACAGCGCCUCGGAGCCAAGGAGCAUCAGGAAACCCAUGACAAGGAGAAACUUGGGGAAGAGUAUCGUCGCAAGAUGGACAAAGCUAAGAAUAGAAUGAAGGAACUGCAACAAAAACAAAAGGAAACUGAGAAAGUGCUAAAAGUACAAGGACAGAGCAACAAGAAAGUCAGUGACUUGGAGCUUGCUGUGGGUCGAAUGAAGCAACAUCAGGAACUUCUUCAACAACGUCUUAAAGAUGAAGCAGAUCGGAAACUCAAGCUUGAGAAAGAAUGGCAGAAGGAUCAGCAGAGGAUUCGAGAGCUGGAGAUCCGCAUGGAACAACAGCAGAAAAUCCUCAAGAGAAAAACAGAGGAGGUGGUCGUUGCACAGCGUAAACUCCGCCACGGUAACCCACACAAUGAUGAACAAGUCAAGUUUGAAGAGCAGAAGAAAUGGCUCGACAGUGAGGCGGAUAAAGUGCUGGAACGCAAACGCAAAGUCAAAGAAUUAGAACAGGAGCUGACAACAAGGGAAGACAUCAUUGCUAAGAAAGAAGGACUACUGAAAGAAAAAGGAGAGCUGGAAAUGAGACGGUUGAGAUCCAGUCAGACCCUCAAUAAGGAUCUGAGUGGUUUAUCCUCCAAAAUACAGAGCGUGGAGAAACAGCUUGAAGAGAAGAACAGCGCCCUCAGGGUCAGCGUAGAAGCGCUCAGCCAUGACAUCACAAGUCACAUCAAGACAUUGAAACAUGACAGGGACCGGUUGAUGAAACAGAGGAAUAUACUCGAUGCUAAACUUGGCCAGGGGACCUUACUAUCACCCACCGAAGAAAGAAGGUUAAUUGAGCUUGAUGAAGGCGUAGAUGCACUGGACGCUGCUAUUGACUUCAAGAAUGAGGUCAUCGCAAGUCGGCAGCAGGAACUCAAGAUAACAAACCUCACGACGAGUGAAGAGGUUCUAGCUGGACGGCUCUGCUCUCUCUCCGCUGCAGAUAACCGCAGUCUCCUUAUGAGGUACUUUGAGAAGGUCGUUGACCUCAGAGAGACGGACAAGAAGAAAGAUCUGACCAUCACCGAGAUGGAGAUGAAAGUUGACGAGCAGUCACGCUUAAUGCGGGAGCUUGAGGGCGCCCUACAGAGGUCAGCAAUGGAGCUUGACCGCAAACUGAUGAGCCAACAGAAACAACACGAGCAGAGAGUGCAGAUGUUGCUACGUCAACAGACGGAUAGUGACGGCAACGCUGGCAGAGCAUAUGAGAAGCAGAUAUCCGACCUCGAGAAAGAUCUUUACUACUACAAGAAGAUCAGCAGAGAGCUCAAGAGGAAGUUACGACAGAUCGUAACUGAAAGUACCCCCUCUGGUGGCCAAGAUGGGAAAGGUGAGGAUGAGACUGGUACCAGUCAUCACCUGACUAAAGAGGAUGGGGAUGACAGAAGGAGUCAGGAUUCUAGACGUGGUGUCACGCCUGUAAGAAAAGCAAGGAAAGAAGUCCGGGAACUAAGUUUGGCUGAGUUGUCUGUUCGCCGGUCCGGGGCCAGCCAGGCCUCUUUUGUUGCAGAUUCUAUAGAACGAGAGCAUAAAAGCAAUGGUUCUUCAUCAGCGAAUAACCCAUGGAACUAAUGAUGCCCUAGGAUGGUAACCUACAAAAUGUGCUAGUCUAGCAUGUCUAGUGCAGGUGUUCACUGGUAACCAUCCAUAAGCAGUGUAUUUGUAUGCAACUGGUAAGGUGUCUCUGCUAAGCAGAUUAGAUUGACGUGCCUAUGAACUGUCGGGAUUUGUUCUGAUUUGGGAAUUUAUUUAACUUUUUCCUUUGAGGGUUGACCAUGUGUUUUGUAUGGUGCAUUCAAGCAUCAAUCAUCCCAAACCAGAGUGGAUGAUAAAGAAUUGGUCAGACAGUAGGAGGGUUGACUGUCACAGUUGUAGGUUGGCAUAGUUUAUCUUGUAUUUAAACAGCCAAUAAAGGAUGAUCUCAGUAUUUCAAAUAUUGCCUUUUUAUGGUCAAUUAGACAGUGUGCAUGUAGAUACCGGUUAAUAACCAUUUUACUCUCAAAAUUUGCAUUUAGUAAUAAUUCCCUCGAGUCAAAAAUGCACCCGGCCGGGCGGCUUUUUCAGCCGAGAGUAAAAAGUGGCUUAUCUAUUAUAAUGACCCCUUGAUGCCAGUGACGAUUUCCCCCUAAUUGAACACAGUUCUCCAGCUUUGGCAAACUGAGGUCGCUAUUUUCCACAUCAAAUAGCCGCCACUGGCGUCACGAUU